Molecule: messenger RNA, 1587 nt
Organism: Oikopleura dioica
Lineage: Eukaryota; Metazoa; Chordata; Appendicularia; Copelata; Oikopleuridae
Source: the annotation of a GenBank genome assembly
AUGCGUGAUCGAAAGUUGUCUGAAUCGACUCCUCAGUUGGCCGCCCAGGAAGCAAAUACAGUGCUUUCGCACAACUGUCUUCUCAACAUCGACGCUGAUGUUGGCACUCACCGAGCAACUCACGUUGUCUGUACCAUUGGUCCAGUGUCUCGCUCUGUCGAAAAGCUCACUGAGUUGAUUGAAGCAGGAAUGGACGUUGUUAGACUCAACUUUUCCCACGGAACGCACGAUUACCACCGGGAAACAAUCGAAAAUGCUAGAACCGCGAUCGACAACCUUCGCGAAAAGAAGACUCUCUUCAAACCCGUCGCGAUCGCUUUGGACACAAAAGGUCCGGAGAUCCGAACAGGUCUUCUUGCUGGUGGUGGAUCAGCCAUUGUUACGCUCAAGAAAGGCAACAAAAUCACCCUCUCCUUGGAUGAAAAAGACUUCGAAACCGGCACCGAAGAGCAGAUCUAUGUCGACUACAAAAACUUGCCAAAAGUGAUCAAGAAAGGCGACGAAAUCUUCAUUGACGACGGGUUGAUUUCUAUCAAAGCUGUUGAAAUCGCGAAUGACAAAGUGAUCUGUGAGAUUUUGAAUGGCGGAGAGCUUGGCUCAAAGAAGGGAGUCAAUCUUCCUGGAAUCGAAGUAGAUCUUCCAGCUGUCUCUGAGAAAGACAAGAAGGAUCUUCUCUUCGGCGUUGAAAUGGGCGUCGACAUGAUUUUUGCAUCCUUCAUCCGAAAAGCUGGUGAUGUGAUGGCAGUCAGAGAUGUUCUCGGCGAAGAGGGAGCAGGGAUCAAGAUCAUUUCCAAAAUCGAAAACCAUGAGGGAGUCAAAAAGAUCGAUGAAGUCAUCCAAGCGUCCGAUGGUGUCAUGGUUGCUCGAGGCGACAUGGGAAUUGAAAUUCCAGCGGAAAAGGUCUUCCUUGCUCAAAAAAUGAUCAUCGGCCGAUGCAACACUGCUGGUAAACCGGUUAUUUGUGCUACACAGAUGUUGGAGUCGAUGACGACCAAGCCUCGACCUACAAGAGCGGAAGUAAGCGACGUCGCUAACGCUGUCCUCGACGGUGCUGAUUGUGUCAUGCUCUCAGGAGAAACUGCCAAGGGAGAUUACCCAGUUGAAGCCGUCCAAAUGAUGUCGAGUAUUUCCCUCCGCGCUGAGAGCGCCAUCUUCCACGAUCAGCUCUUUUCUGAUCUCAGACAAAACACUGGAGUCUCAAAGGACUGGACCGAAAUCAUCGCCAUCUCUGUCGUCGAAGCUGCCAUCAAGUGCAACGCCGAUUGCAUUAUCGUCCUCACCAGAAGUGGCCGAGCUGCGAUGAGAAUCGCUAAGUACAGACCACGAUGCCCUAUUCUAGCGGUCACCAGAUUUGAACAAGCAGCGCGUCAAUGCUACCUUCACCGGGGAAUCCACCCAUUGUUGUUUACAGAUGAUGUCCUUCCAAAUUGGGAUGAGGACAUCGAAGCGCGAAUCAAGUUUGCCAUGAAGUGCGGCUUGGAUCGCGGCUUCAUCAAGAACAACCGCAUCGCAGUCAUCGUCUCUGGCUGGGCCCAGGGACGAUCCAACACUACCAACACCAUGCGACUCGUCAACAUUUCUGGCUAA